Messenger RNA from Nerophis ophidion (straightnose pipefish), 2467 nucleotides. It is a transcript of the gene june, whose product is annotated as JunE proto-oncogene, AP-1 transcription factor subunit. Gene Ontology annotation, molecular function: DNA-binding transcription factor activity, RNA polymerase II-specific; RNA polymerase II cis-regulatory region sequence-specific DNA binding; transcription factor binding. Bases 275 to 1282 code for a protein of 335 amino acids. NCBI's taxonomy places the organism in Eukaryota, Metazoa, Chordata, Actinopteri, Syngnathiformes, Syngnathidae. The transcript has 2 exons. Gene Ontology annotation, biological process: regulation of cell population proliferation; regulation of cell cycle; regulation of transcription by RNA polymerase II. Gene Ontology annotation, cellular component: transcription regulator complex. The record is from RefSeq and is a predicted model, not a curated record.
AGAAAUGAAUACGUCAUCACAUACGUCACUCGGGAACGUUCAUGAGGAGAGGCAAGUGUGAGCGUGAGCGUAUGUGAGCGCGCGUCAUGCGUGAGCGAGGAUACUUCUGGGAAAAGGAAAGAAAAUAUUUAGUUUUUUACAUGCUUCUUCAUCUUCUGUUUCUCUCGUCUUCUUCUUCAUCUUCCGCCCACUGACAUCAGUGGAAUGUUUCAAUCUCUCUCGAUAUUGAGGUUAAUCUGAUUAUGAAGAUUACCUCUGCGAGACGCCCUCAUCAAUGACGACUAAAAUGGAGACUCCUUUCUACCAUGACGACUCGCCCGCCGUCUCCGGUUUCAGCCACUUUGCGGAAUACGAGCUUUAUGCCGGAAACAAGAUGCUGAUGAGCAAGAAGGCCAUGUCCUCAGCGGGUAGCCAUCACUUCCCCGGUGGGGGCGGUAGCGUGGCAGUAGGAAGGGCGACAAACUCCAACAACAUUGGACUUGACAACAGCUCCCUCAUGACGUCAUCAUCCGCCGACAUGAGCCAAUUGAAGCUGGCCUCACCCGAACUGGAGCAUUUGAUUAUCCAGUCCAACCAAGGCCUGGUCACCACCAGCCCGGUGUCCAGCUCCACCCAUCCUUUCAUCUACCGCGGCCAGGCCACGAAUGAGCAAGAAGGCUUUGCUGACGGUUUCGUCAAAGCCCUCGCAGACCUUCAUAAGCAAAACCAGCUGGUCGGAUGUCCCAUGUCCCCGUCUUCCUCCUCCAACGUCUCCCUGCAGGUGUCCUACCAGAGGAACUUAAUGACCAGCGGUGACAUCCCCAUCUACACCAACCUCAGCAGCUACAGCCACGGACAGAUGGCGUUCUCUAGCGGGCAGAUGGCAUACAGGGGUGUUUCGGACCAUAACGGCACUCAAACGCACACUCGAGUUCCAGAUGCUCCUCAGACGGUCCCUGAUGUCCCCCAUCCGUCCGGAGACCCGACGUCCCCGCCCUGUCUCUCGCCCAUGGACCUAGAGACGCAAGAGAGAAUCAAAGCAGAGCGCAAAAAGCUCCGCAAUCGCAUCGCGGCGUCUAAAUGCCGUAAGCGCAAACUGGAGCGGAUCUCACGGCUGGAGGAGAAGGUGAAGAUCCUGAAGAAUCAGAACUCGGAUUUGGCCUCUACUGCCUCGGUGCUGCGGGAGCAGGUCGCUCAGCUGAAACAGAAGGUCAUGAGUCAUGUCACCAACGGUUGCCAGAUUGCUGUCAGCUCUGCCACCAAAUCAGGAGGAGGGGGCAGCGCUGGAAGCAAGGACUGCUGAGGAGACCAGAUAAUCAGAUUACAUUUUUUUACAACGUUGGCAGAUUUGCAAUCAACUAAGGCUUGUUUUUCCUAAGACAGGGAGGAGCUUGGCAGGAGACUUCCUGGACAUGAACAAAGUUAACGGAUUCUGACACAAGUUUGAAACUCUUUAAGGAGCUCAGCUAUUAUUCAUUUGAACUAAUUUUGCAUCUUCAAUAGGGCUGGGUUAAAACUGGGAAUUUUGGUAUCAUUAUGGUACGUAAAUACAGGACUAGUAAUAGUGGGGGCCCUUAAGGAGAUUUUAGGGUGUGUUCGUUCAAUUUUGUCUAAAAGUGCCAAAUUUGGCACAGGUGUGGCCAUACUUGCCAACCCUCCCGGAUUUUCCGGGAGAGUCCCGAAAUUCAGCGCCUCUUCCGAAAACCUCCCGAGAUAAAUUUUCUCAGGAAAAUCUCCCAAAAUUCAGCUCCAUGCGGACCUGAGUGAGGACAGCCUGUUUUCACGUAAGCUUUCCCACAAUAUAAACAGUGUGUCUGCCCAAUGACGCUAUAACUGUAGCAUGAUCGAGGGCGAGUUCUUAGUUUCUUAUAUGGGUUUAUUGUUAGGCAGUUUCAUUAACGUCCUCCCAGUGCGGUAACAACACACAACAACAGCAGUCACGUUUUCGUCUAUCGUAAAGCAGUUUGUCUGCCGUAAACAGCAAUGUUGUGACACUCUUAAACAGGACAAUACUGUCAUCUACUGUACAUGCAUAUGGUUAGAAAAAUAGUGACAGAGAAUAGAACAAGGAUGGACGAUUCAACCCGUAACUCAAUAAUGAGUAGAUGAGUGUUAUGAGUGUGUGUAUAUGUGUAAAUAAAUUAACACUGAAAUUCAAGUAUUUCUUUUAUAUAUUGUGGACGUUUUUCCUCCUCUCCCCUCCCGCACCCGUCGGGUAGACUGGAUCACCACUGCCAGCUUUAGAGUUUCACAGUUUUAUUUUCCUCUUUCACUCAACAGUUUGGCGUCUGCUUUUCAGCUCCCACACAACCGUUCUCGUCCCUCUGUGCAGCUCUCUGCCUCUCCUCAUGAUCUCCAGCGCUGCCUAAUUAAGGAACAGGUGAUGAGAUAACUUGUUCCAGCUGAGGUAUCCACUCACCUGUUGCUGCUUCGUGGCCGGCCCCUGCACAUACCCCGCCCGCAGGGAAAGCGUGCGCCACGCCCCUCU